Trichoplax adhaerens is the source of this 633-nucleotide messenger RNA. RefSeq lists its product as uncharacterized. Gene Ontology annotation, molecular function: DNA binding. The record is from RefSeq and is a predicted model, not a curated record. The transcript is spliced from 4 exons. Bases 1 to 633 code for a protein of 210 amino acids. Lineage: Eukaryota; Metazoa; Placozoa; Uniplacotomia; Trichoplacea; Trichoplacidae.
AUGAGAGCAGAAGUACAAAUGAUGCUACUGGUCUUAGCUGUACCAGCACAGUAUUAUUUAGCAUCAGUGUCAUCCAAUGACCGCAGCUAUUACACCAAGAGGUUGGUGGGCAAUAUUCAAAAUUGGUAUUCGUCUUACUUUAACUUGACAACAUGGAAAUGGUGGUUAGAUUCGUUGAUGUUAGAUGCUCUAGAAAUUGAAGAAGGCUUUUGUCCCGCUGUGGAAGUUGAAAAGUUUCGCAGUGGUGACGAAAAUUUUGCUAAAUCAACUAUACCAAGAACGCCACGUCCACCUCACGUUCGAUAUCGCAUUGGCCAAGUUAUACGACAUCGCCAAUGGGGCUAUCGUGGUGUUAUUGUAGGAUGGGAUCCUGUCGCAAAAGCACCAAAGGAAUGGCUCGAUCAUAUGCAUCCGGCAGAUAAACCACAUUGGCGAAAGAAAGCGAAUUAUCUCGUUCUAGUCGAUACUAGAGACCGUCUAACUCCUCAGAGUACCUACGUUGCUGAAGAAAAUAUUGAAAUUUUGACCAAUCGAAAGAUAAUUCAUCCAAAAGUAGGAGAUCACUUCGAAGAAUUUGAUAAUAGCCGAUAUAUUCCCAGACCAUGGCUGCGGAAAGUAUAUCCAGAUGACUGA